UAUAUAUAAAGGGAGAAAGAGAGACUUGGCGACGGGUAAUGGUUGGAGUUGUAGAAAAUGAAUGAGUAUGGAGUUGCAAGGCAUCGGCCGCACGCUUCGCGAAGGGAGACAACUCCACGUCUCCUUCCUCAAAACCGGCAUUCUGAACUCCUCCCUCACCACCGCCAACCGCCUACUCCAAUUCUACUCCCGCCGCGGAUGUCUCGACGACGCCACCCAACUGUUCGACGAAAUGCCCCAGACAAACGCCUUCUCCUGGAACACUCUCAUCGAAGCCCACCUCCACUCCGGCCACAGAAACGAGUCUCUCCGCUUGUUCCACGCCAUGCCCGAGAAGACACACUACUCCUGGAACAUGCUGGUUUCCGCGUUCGCCAAGUCCGGUGACCUUCAACUUGCUCAUUCCCUCUUUGACUCCAUGCCAUGUAAGAAUGGCCUCGUCUGGAACACUAUCAUUCAUGGCUAUUCCAAACGUGGGCAUCCUCGGAAAGCGCUUUCGCUAUUCAAGACCAUGAGUUUAGACCCCUUAGAGAUGGUGCAUUGUGACGCGGGCGUGUUGGCAACUGUUCUUGGUGCCUGUGCUGACUGUUUUGCUCUUAAUUGUGGGAAACAAGUCCAUGCCCGUGUCAUCGUUGAUGGUCUUGAGCUUGAAUUUGACAAGGUCUUGUGCAGCUCGCUUGUUAAGUUUUAUGGGAAAUGUGGUGACUUGGAUAGCGCUGCUCGCGUUGCGGGUGUUGUGAAGGAAGUGGAUGAUUUCUCUUUAUCUGCUUUGGUUUCAGGCUAUGCAAAUGCUGGAAAAAUGAGAGAGGCAAGAAGAGUUUUUGAUAGCAGGGUUGAUCAAUGUGCUGUGCUGUGGAAUUCUAUUAUUUCGGGUUAUGUGUUCAAUGGUGAGGAAAUGGAAGCGCUGGCUCUCUUCAAGAGAAUGCGUAGGAAUGGGGUUUCGGGGGAUGUAUCAACCGUUGCGAACAUUUUGAGUGCUGGGUGUAGCUUGCUUGUUGUUGAACUUGUAAAGCAAAUGCAUGCUCAUGCUUGUAAAAUUGGGGUGACUCAUGACAUUGUGGUUGCUAGUGCUCUGCUUGAUGCCUACUCAAAAAGUCAAGGCCCUCAUGAAGCUUGCAAGUUUUUUGGUGAGCUCAAAGCCUAUGAUACGAUUUUGCUUAAUACUAUGAUCACUGUGUAUUCUAAUUGCGGAAGAAUUGAAGAUGCAAAAUGGAUUUUUGACACAAUGUCUAGUAAAACAUUAAUUUCAUGGAAUUCAAUCUUAGUGGGCCUCGCUAAGAAUGCUUGUCCAAGUGAAGCAAUUGAUAUUUUUUGCAGGAUGAAUAUGCUAGACUUAAAAAUGGACAAGUUUAGCUUUGCCAGUGUUAUCAGUGCCUGUGCCAGUAAAUCAUGCCUUGAACUUGGGGAGCAGGUAUUUGGUAAAGCUAUCACCGUGGGGCUUGAAUUUGACCAUAUCAUUUCUACCUCACUUGUUGAUUUCUAUUGUAAAUGUGGUUUUGUUGAGAUAGGACGUAAAGGUUUUGAUGGAAUGAUAAAAACUGAUGAAGUCUCAUGGAAUACAAUAUUGAUGGGAUAUGCUACAAAUGGAUAUGGAAGUGAAGCCCUGACCCUGUUUAGGGAAAUGAGGUGUAGUGGUGUGAGGCCUUCUGCCAUUACUUUUACUGCAGUCCUUUCAGCCUGUGAUCAUACUGGUCUAGUUGAAGAAGGAAGAAAUUUGUUUGACACUAUGAAGCAUAACUAUAAUAUAAAUCCAGGGAUUGAACAUUACUCUUGCAUGGUUGAUCUUUAUGCCCGAGCUGGUUGCUUAGGGGAAGCUAUAGAUCUUAUUGAAGAGAUGCCUUUUCAGGCUGAUGCAAACAUGUGGUUUUCAGUAUUGAGAGGCUGCAUAGCCCAUGGAAAUAGGACUAUUGGCAAGAUGGCUGCUGAGAAAAUCAUUCAGCUUGACCCUGAAAAUCCAGGUGCUUAUAUACAAUUAUCUAACGUACUUGCGACUUCUGAGGACUGGGAAGGAUCAGCACAAGUAAGAGAGCUGAUGAUAGAUAAGAAUGUUCAGAAGAUUCCUGGUUGCAGUUGGGCAGAUUAGUGAUGAGAAACUCUGCUGAGCUUCAUCGCUUACAGGUGAAGGUUAAUCAAUCUAAGGAGGAUAAUUCCUGCAUGAAAAUAGCUUGAAAGUUGAAACCACCAUUACCUUCCAGUUUUUCUGGACUAUUUUUGGUAUGGACUAACCAAUUUUAAGAGAAUGAACAGCUUAAAAGCAUGUGGCUUUGUUGGGUUAAGUCUUUCUUGCUAACAGUGUUGUGAAAGCAGAGCAGGAUGCUAGGAACACACUUUUUUCUCAAAACACAUGCUAUUCUCUGAAUGUAGGACUAUCGGCAGCAAAAAUUGGAAAACAUAUUGGCAACUGCACAUUAUAUUCUUUCCUGUAGGCUAGGAUGCACGGGUACCGGUACGGUACCCGGUGCGGGUACGGUACCGGGUACAGGGUACGGCAUUUUCUGAAAAUCCUAGGUGCGGGUACGCCCGGGUACGUUAAUAAAGAUAUAUGUAUAUUUAAUUAUUUAUGUAUAUAGUGAAGUAAAAAUAGAAAAUA
This is a messenger RNA of Lotus japonicus, 2590 nucleotides long. Its product is annotated as putative pentatricopeptide repeat-containing protein At1g77010, mitochondrial. The transcript has a single exon. Bases 62 to 2083 code for a protein of 673 amino acids. The record is from RefSeq and is a predicted model, not a curated record. Gene Ontology annotation, molecular function: RNA binding; protein binding. NCBI's taxonomy places the organism in Eukaryota, Viridiplantae, Streptophyta, Magnoliopsida, Fabales, Fabaceae. Gene Ontology annotation, biological process: RNA modification.